GGGCGACGCGAAACGUCUCAGACGGCUGCGGCAAUGCCUGGAGUCGGUGCUGGAUCAGACGCAGAAGCCUGCUGCCUUUUUCAUGGUGUGGUCCUCACCCGAGUCCUUGGUCGCAGAGGUAGAGGCCCUGUUGCUGUCCUUCAAGGAGCGACUCAGUCCGAGCAGCUUCCAUUGCUUGCGGCAGCAGAAACGUACAUCGCAGUUCUACGACAUCAGAUGGCUCUAUCAGGAGUACAUCUCCAAAGAGCCAGACAAUACCUGGCUCCUCUUCUCCGAUGACGACGACCUCUGGGGCCCCGAGCGGCUCCGUUUGUACGGCAUCAUCAUCGACCAACACGGCCGUGUGCCUGGAGUCACUGCGGUCUGCGCCACCCACAAGGUGCGCCCCAAGGAUCCCAGGAAGGUGGCCAUGACACCCAAAGAGGUUCAACAGCAGCUGUUGAAAGGUGAUGCCAUGCACUGUGGAGGAGUACAUCAAGAGGAGGAGUUCUUUGAUUUUGCAUGUCCUGCGAGCAGCUUGGGAGUGUUUCUGGAGAUGUGUAACGACCAGACCUUGCUCCAUCCUUUCUGCGAUCUUCGCUUUUCGAGAUUUCUGCAGGAAUACUACCAGGGGGGAAAAGUGAUGUACUUCCCAACGGACAAAACGAAUCCUUGGGUGUACUACUAUUCCACCGCCUACCGUCGUCCUGAAGACGCCGAGAUCUACGAGCAAUUCGUGGAGCAGGACCAAGCGAGCACUGUUGUGAAGAGUCGCAAGGAAGAUCGUAUUGAAGCACAAGCACUUUGCAAACAGUUGGGAGGUCAACCCAGCGCUGCCGAGCUGCAGGAGAUGACGGACUUCGUGGCGGCGCUGCGGCAGAACAUCGAGGCGGUGCUGAUUCGGCACUUCCCCGAGAGCCCCAUGCGGACGGGCGAAAUGAAGCGUAUCGCAGUGGGUCAGGCGCAAGGACAGGUCUUUGCCCUGAAAUUGGCGGAGAAAUUGGCCCGAGAAGCCUGUAGUACCUUUGGAGUUCGCUUGGAAUAGUGGG
Messenger RNA from Cladocopium goreaui, 1028 nucleotides. NCBI's taxonomy places the organism in Eukaryota, Dinophyceae, Suessiales, Symbiodiniaceae. The record is from the annotation of a GenBank genome assembly.